Molecule: messenger RNA, 231 nt
Organism: Theileria annulata
Lineage: Eukaryota; Apicomplexa; Aconoidasida; Piroplasmida; Theileriidae
Product: ubiquitin-like protein, putative
Exons: 3
Coding region: 1-231 (76 amino acids)
Biological process (GO): mRNA splicing, via spliceosome; protein modification process
Cellular component (GO): cytoplasm; nucleus
Molecular function (GO): protein tag activity; protein binding
Source: RefSeq, a predicted model, not a curated record
AUGGGACAGAUGAUAGAGGUGAUUUUAAAUGAUCGUUUGGGGCGUAAAAUAAGGGUAAAAUGCAACUCGGAUGAUACAAUUUUGGACCUUAAAAAACUCGUAGCUGCUCAAACUGGAACGAGAUAUGAUAAAAUCCGUAUACAAAAGUGGUAUAUUGUAUAUAAGGACCAUAUUACUUUGGAAGACUACGAAAUAAAAGACGGAAUGGGCCUUGAACUUUUUUAUAACUAA